AUGGGUUCGGAAGUGGGGGAGAUGUUGGAGGUAAACUCACCGGCGCCGACCAGAGCAGAGAAAUCCCGGUUCAAAAAGGUAUGCGUGUUCUGCGGAAGUAGCCCGGGGAGGAAGAAGAGCUACCACGACGCCGCCGUCGAGCUUGGGAUGGAGCUGGUACGUCCCGUCCUUCUUAAAUUGAAACGAGACAAUUCCUUUUGCAGUGGCUUUCCAGCUACCGUCGCCUCUGCCAUCCUUACUGUUUGGGGCGUGUGUCCAGGUGUCGAAGAAGAUAGAUCUGAUUUAUGGAGGUGGUAGCGCGGGGUUGAUGGGCCUGGUCUCCCAAGCCGUGCACAGUAGCGGCGGCAAUGUUCUUGGGUAACCCUUCUAUUCCUCGGACGCCUUUGUCUUCUUCAUCUCGAUCUCCUUCCCUCUGGCUCAAUGACUAACUGCGGGCUUUACUAUUCGCUUCUGUUUCAUCUCUUCCCCCUCUAUUCUCAGGAUCAUACCCCGGACUCUGAUGCGCAAAGAGGUAAUUUUUCCCUUCUCGACUUGAACUAUCGUCCUGUUCUUCUCCUCAUCCUCUUGUGGACGCCCACAGCUAACAGGAGAGACGGUCGGAGAGCUGAAGAUAGUAACCGGUAUGCACCAGAGGAAGGCCGAGAUGUCUUGCCAAUCUGAUGCUUUCAUCGCCCUUCCUGGUCUUUUUCUCACUUCAUCUCCAUGUCUAUAAGUUUUCUCUUUAUUGGACUCUGAAGUGAAAGACGAAAGGGCCUCGUUCAGGUGGCUAUGGAACCCUGGAAGAGCUUCUGGAGGUCAUCUCGUGGGCUCAGCUGGGGAUUCACAGUAAGCCGGUGAGCGUCUACACUGCCAUCUCUUCAUCACAGCUUCUGUUCAGUGGCGAAUGAUCACGGGAGGGUUGGCCUUCUCCAGGUGGGACUGCUGAACGUUGACGGGUACUACAACUCACUCCUCGCCUUAAUCGACAGCGCCGUAGAUGAGGGCUUCAUCAGGCCUUCGCAGCGCCACCUCUUCAUCUCAUCUUCUAGUGCCAAGGAGCUUGUCCAGAAACUAGAGGUACGUCUUCGACACCCAUUUUCUCCAAGUCACAUCUUUUCACUCUCCUUUCACAUCUUUGCUCCAACUCACUCCUUCGUUUUUCAACUGUCAUAUUAGCGUUCUUUCCGUUCUUCUAAUCUCGGCCCCAAAUCUGGACAGGAGUAUUUGCCGGCGGAGGAGUUGGCGAUCAAGCUUCAGCAAGAGAAGGUACAGUUCGCCAAUGAAUCGUAA
Spirodela intermedia is the source of this 1269-nucleotide messenger RNA. Lineage: Eukaryota; Viridiplantae; Streptophyta; Magnoliopsida; Alismatales; Araceae. The record is from the annotation of a GenBank genome assembly.